This is a messenger RNA of Physeter macrocephalus (sperm whale), 5253 nucleotides long. RefSeq names its product jumonji domain containing 6, arginine demethylase and lysine hydroxylase (gene JMJD6). Lineage: Eukaryota; Metazoa; Chordata; Mammalia; Artiodactyla; Physeteridae. The transcript has 7 exons. Bases 141 to 1385 code for a protein of 414 amino acids. Gene Ontology annotation, biological process: phagocytosis. The record is from RefSeq and is a predicted model, not a curated record. Gene Ontology annotation, molecular function: histone H4R3 demethylase activity; P-TEFb complex binding. Gene Ontology annotation, cellular component: cytoplasm; nucleus.
GAAGGCGACUUUAAAGGAGCCGGGCUGGAACGAAGGACGUUUUGGUGCCGCCGCCGCCGCCCGGGUGGGGAGGGGACGCACUGGUGGCAGGAAGCGAGCUGCGCCGGGGUCGUCGCGGAACCAGCUGGUGACCCUGCAGGAUGAACCACAAGAGCAAGAAGCGGAUCCGCGAGGCCAAGCGGAGUGCGCGGCCGGAGCUGAAGGACUCGCUGGACUGGAUCCGGCACAACUACUACGAGAGCUUCUCGCUGAACCCGGCGGCCGUGGCGGACAACGUGGAAAGGGCAGACGCCUUACAGUUGUCGGUGGUUGAAUUUGUGGAACGUUACGAAAGACCGUACAAGCCCGUGGUUCUGCUGAAUGCCCAAGAGGGCUGGUCCGCGCAGGAGAAAUGGACUCUGGAGCGUCUCAAAAGGAAAUACCGGAACCAGAAAUUCAAGUGUGGUGAGGAUAAUGACGGCUAUUCCGUGAAGAUGAAGAUGAAAUACUACAUCGAGUACAUGGAGAGCACCCGAGAUGACAGCCCCCUUUACAUCUUUGACAGCAGCUAUGGAGAACAUCCCAAAAGAAGAAAACUUUUGGAAGACUACAAGGUGCCCAAGUUCUUCACCGAUGACCUUUUCCAGUAUGCGGGGGAGAAGCGCAGGCCCCCUUACAGGUGGUUUGUGAUGGGGCCACCACGCUCUGGAACCGGAAUUCACAUCGACCCUCUGGGAACCAGUGCCUGGAAUGCCUUAGUUCAGGGCCACAAGCGCUGGUGCCUGUUCCCUACCAGCACGCCCAGGGAACUCAUCAAGGUGACCCGAGAAGAAGGAGGGAACCAGCAAGAUGAAGCUAUUACUUGGUUUAAUAUCAUCUAUCCCCGGACACAGCUUCCAACCUGGCCACCCGAAUUCAAACCCCUGGAAAUCUUACAAAAACCAGGAGAGACUGUCUUUGUACCAGGAGGCUGGUGGCACGUUGUCCUCAACCUUGACACCACCAUUGCCAUCACCCAGAAUUUUGCCAGCAGCACCAACUUCCCUGUUGUCUGGCACAAGACGGUAAGAGGGAGACCAAAGUUAUCAAGGAAAUGGUAUAGGAUCUUGAAGCAGGAGCACCCCGAGUUGGCGGUUCUGGCUGACUCCGUCGACCUGCAGGAGUCCACGGGGAUCGCCUCCGACAGCUCCAGCGACUCCUCCAGCUCCUCCAGCUCCAGCUCGUCCGACUCGGACUCAGAGUGCGAGUCCGGCUCUGAAGGCGAGGGGACGAUGCACCGCAGGAAGAAGAGGAGGACGUGCAGCACGGUGGGGAACGGGGACACCACCUCCCAGGACGACUGUGUGAGCAAGGAGCGCAGCUCCUCCAGGCUCAGGGACACUUGCGGAGGCCGUGCUCGCCCCUGAGCGGAAGCUCUCCCUGAAGUGGCCCCACGUGAGCUGUUGGCGCCACCCCCCCCCCCUCAGUUUUCCUGCCUACUGCUCCUACCUUCUCCUUUGUCUUUGAAUUUGGAUAAUCCUCUCUGGCCCAAGCUCCUGUCUCCGGUCAAAUGCUGGUUUCUCUGCUCACGGAGACUAGAUUGUCAAGACGUUAAAAAACUCUGCAUGCUUAGUGAAGCACUGAAGGCCUCCGUGAUGUCGGGCGAGAAGGUGCCGUGCUUCUCCCUUAAAACCAAGCUGGUCGACCGCCAGGCUGGAGGGUUGUGAUCCCUUGAAUGCCUUGUGGCAUCUGUUGCCUCGCUGGUGUUGGCGAGGGACUCCCGCCGUCCACGUGGCCGGCUGCACGCAAGCAGAGACGCCGAGAGGGGUGAGCGGUGAGUUCUGUGUGAAGCGAUUACGUGUAAGAAGGACCACGAGUGUGCCGCCUUCCCGUAUGCCGUCAUCCGUCCGAAAACGCAUUCGGUGGCGGUAACCCGGCCACUCACCGCUGCCUAGUGCUAUCUUAGGAUUCAUUCCUUUUUCUCCACGAUGAGAGAGGCUGUUAGAGUCCAGGGAUAAUUUUUUCAUCACAGAACUUAAAUUAUAAACAGGGCCAAGUUCUUAAAGAUAUGUCGCCAUCAUUCCCACCACGUGAUCCGUAAGUCAGAAGCUCUCACUCUGUAAGAGGGUUCACGAUAGUGUCCCCACUUCUUGGACCUGCAGACAUUAGGUGGGGAUCGUGUUACCUGCUGGGAAUAAAUGCAGAGGUGGUGCCUCUGGCCUUUAAGAUCUGUUUAGGCUUCUAACUAACUCUGGUUUAAGUACUUAGGGACUGCCCAGCAGGUUCCAUCUCCUACCCUGUCAGUUCACCUGCUUGCCUUCAUCUGUCCCUAAAUUCACCCUCAGAGGGGGUUGUUGAGGGCGUGCCCCCGUGAAAAGCAUUUUCUGGGCUGGAAUGAGGAAGGGAAGGGCACCAGCAGCUUGGGGCCGAGGAGCUUCACUGGUGCACAGGUGCGUGGGCAGGUGGCUGGAGUUGUACGGUGUUGUCUCUCAAAAUCCUCCCUUCAAGCGGGUGUGAUCAGGGGACUCCUGGGCGCUUCUUUGCCACAUGUUCCAUGUUCGAUAGACCAGUUAUCACUUCCUGACUCUCUGGGUCGGUCGUGUGGCUUUUGCUCUAGAAGCCUGGUCCCCUAUUUUGUCUUCGUCCAAUUUUCUGCAUUCUGAAAUGCCAACCAAAACACGCGUCUGGGUUGGAUGGAACGUCUGCUAAUUUCCUAGCAUCGCUCUACCUGCCACUCCCCCUCCCUGGCCCUCUGGCUCCAGUGUCUGUGGUUGUGAGCAGAUCCAAACCCCGAGAGAUUUUAUUCAUAUUUGAAUGGCAUUCCUCCUCGUUUUUAAAAAACUUUUCUUGACAUCUUCAAAAUGCUUUUUUCCUUUUUCCAGUGCUGCUACUGGGCUGUCACACUCACUCCCUUUCCUCUAAAAUCCACACCAACUGCGCCUCCCUCCACUUCAGUUUCAAGGAUGAAACCACCAAAGAGGUUUCUUGCCAGCAGGGGGCGUGGUGGGAUGCAUUUGCAGCAGCAGGGAUGGUAAAGUGGAAGUUUGGUUUGAGAGACUAGUCACCCGGUUUACUUCCCCAGAUGCCAAAGGUGAUUCCUGUUUGAAAAACAAUACCCAGGUAUAAGGGAUCCAGGCCGUCUGACAGGCCCGCAGUCACCUCUCCUGAAAGCGCCUGGGUAGCACAGAUUACGUUUGGGUCUCGCCACCCCACACGAAUGACGGUGGGACGCUCUUCCGUUGUCUCAGCCAGGCCCCCUUUUACUGUCACUGUGGGCCAGGCAAACACACCCCUGUGGAAGCAAAGCAGGGCCAAGGUGGGCAAACAGAAAGCAGUGGAGUGUGGCUGGGUGAUCACGGUGAGGUAGGAAGCAGGAACCAAGGGUCCAUCUGUUCUAAAGUUAACCUUUCUACCCACCCGGCGUGAGCUGCUCCUUUGAAUGGUGUCAACGAUAGUAAGGAGAAAGAUACAACGUUAAACUAUUUUUAGAGAUUAUUCUCUGAGACGACAGCAGAUCUUAAAACCAACAAGCUGGGUCCUGGAAGAAAGGAUCUGGACUAAUAACUACUGUAGAGGAAGAGUGGGGUGGGCGACACAAGAGCGGGGGACCCAGGACAUCGGGAGGGCUCCGGCUCUUUGGGGAUGAGGGAGGUACCAAAGGCGUUACCACAUCAGCCCGAGGUGGCCAGCGCUGCACACAGGUGCCUCUGGCGUCAGUAGUGCUGUUGCGUUGAGGGUGACGCCUUUGAGGGGAGAGCCACCAAAAGCAGGGACAUUAUUCACGUUUUGCUCACGCUUGCAGAUGCCCAUUUGUUAAUUAUUAAAACAGUCAACAAAUGUUUCAGCACCAGGCACUGUUCUAGGUGCUGUAGACGCCACAGUGACAAACCCAGCUCCCUGACCUCGUGGAGCUUCACAGACAGUGAACUUGGCUGUUGUUCAUGAGGGCCACGGGUCAGAGUGGGUAGAGCCAUGCACGUCCAUCUCCGUGACCAGAAGAGCAAGCUCAGUCCUCACUAAAUGCAAGUUUAUGAGAUCUUCAUAAAAUAACAAUUAUAAUUAUAGCUGUAUUUUUAACUUAGGACGCAGCUUCUUUGUGAAUCAGCUAAAGGUAUUUAAACAAAGGAUCAGCAAGAAGGUUGCUGGUGCAAGUGCUUAACACAUUUAUUAGAGUUUCCGCCUUGAUAUGCUUUAGGACUCCAGAAAAGAGUGUGGGGUGGAACGGGGGUUUUGCAGUAAAUGUUGUAAAAAGCACUGUCUAGGAAGUAGGCAUAUAAGCACGCAGCUGUAGGUUUCUUGAAUUGUAUGUAGCAUUUCCACAGAUAAGUUGUUCCUGCUACGUACUGGGUCCCGCUGAUGGUUCCGUGUGGAGUCUGGUUUCUCCUUAUACUCCACCCUCCCCGGCUUCUGUCAUGAUGUUACACGGAAGUUACAUUGUAUGCAGCAAAACUGCAGAAGUGGCUCUCAACUUUGUCUCAUGAUUCAAGUUCAAAAACUUGGAGCAUCUGGCCCCAUCCUCUGCUCUCCCGGGAGCUGGAGAACCGGCCCCGCCUGCCUGCUGUCUCCGCGGGGACUGGACACUACAGAGGAACUGGGACUGUCUGCUGAGUGCCUGGUGCCUCCUCAGGGGUCACGUAGAGCACGCUGAGCACCUCCUAGUUCUGCUUGGCUCUUUCCCGUGGGGUCUGCCACCAAAUGCCGGUGGGGCCACCAACUGGAUUGGCAUUUUUAACUUUUCACUGGGAUGAAACGUGUUCAUCAUUUUAAAUAAAGCACUUGAUUUGGGGUUGGGUUGUUUGCAUUGUCUUGUCCUUGUUUUCAUUCUUACUCAUCUGAAAGUCAAUAAAGUGUACUGAGUUUGUCUGCACAAUAGGACCUCUUAGAUAUACACUUGAUCUUGAACAACUCAGGGUUUAGGGGUAACAUCCCUCCCUACGCACAGUGGAAAAUUCAAGAAAAACAUAUAGUUAGCCCUCUCUAUCUGUGGUUCUGGUUUCUGCAGCCGGCCUCGGAUUGUGUAGUACCACAGUAUGCGUUUAUUGAAAAAAACCCACGUCUAAGUGGACCCAUGCACUUCAAACCCAUGUUCAAGGGUCAACUGUAUAUUUUAAAACAAGGUGGACAGGUGACAAAAAUAAGGCCCAAACACUUUGGCUGGAAGUGCCCCCUGGUCAAAAGCCAGUAGCCAAGAGAUAAACCUCACUCCACAUUUUAUAGCUGUGGGGCAUUUUUCAUCAACUGCGACUAAAAUUCCUUUUGCGUGUCCCCCCAGUACUAUGUGAUGCAGCAGGAUUU